This is a messenger RNA of Zea mays, 1808 nucleotides long. RefSeq names its product putative DUF231 domain containing family protein. Gene Ontology annotation, cellular component: Golgi apparatus. Bases 126 to 1547 code for a protein of 473 amino acids. Gene Ontology annotation, molecular function: O-acetyltransferase activity. Lineage: Eukaryota; Viridiplantae; Streptophyta; Magnoliopsida; Poales; Poaceae. The record is from RefSeq and is a predicted model, not a curated record. The transcript is spliced from 4 exons.
CGCCGCGGGAGGAUCGGGCUGGGCUGGCCUCGCCUCGGUUGGCUUCAGCUGCCACCUGCCGCGCGGCCACUAUCCAGCCUCCUUCGGUCCUUCCCCUUCCCCAGCAGCAGGCUCCGGCCGCAGCCAUGCCCAAGCCACCGCCGCCCACCUCCGACCCCUCGCUCCCCACCACCACCACCACCUCGACCCCCAAGUCGUCGUCCCGCCCUGCCCCCGCGGGGCUCCUCGAUCCGCUCGCCGCCUCCGGGCGCUCCCUCCUCGCCUCGGCGCGGCGCUCCCCGGUCACCACGCUCGCCGGCGCCUUCUUCCUCCUCGCGCUCGUCAUGUACGGAGAGGACGCCCGCACCAUCGCCGAGCUCUCCAUCGACGACUACCUCUACCCGGACGCCGAUCUCUACAACGUCUCCGGCCUGCCGCCCCUUGCGUUGCCCCCGCCUACCUGCGACCUCUCCAGUGGCCGCUGGGUCUUCGACAACGCCUCCGUCCCGGCGUACAGGGAGAAAGACUGCACCUUCCUCACCAAGCAGGUCACCUGCCUCGCCAACGGCCGCCCCGACGAUAUGUGGCAGUACUGGAGAUGGCAGCCCAGUGACUGCUCCCUCCCCACUAGGUUCGACGCCCGGAGAUUCAUGGAGGCGAUGCGCGGGAAGCGGCUCAUGUUCGUGGGGGACUCGCUGAACCGCAACCAGUGGGAGUCGCUGGUGUGCCUGGUGCAGCCCAUCCUGUCCAAGGGCAGGAAGAAGAUCGUCAAGCGGGGCUCCCUCAACACCUUCUACGCCAAGGAGUACCGGGCCACGCUCGAGUUCUACUGGGCGCCCUUCCUCGUCGAGUCCAACUCUGACAACCCCAACUUCCACAGCAUCAAGGAACGGAUCAUCAGUCCCGAGAGGAUCGAGGCGCACGCCAGGAACUGGAAGGACGUUGAUUACCUCAUCUUCAACACCUACAUCUGGUGGAUGAACACCGCCGACAUCAAAGUCAGGAGACCGAACUCGAGGUAUUGGUCUGAGAACGACGAGGUUCCCAGGAUUGAGGCGUAUGGUCGGGUGUUCAAGACGUGGUCUGAUUGGCUCAAUAACAACAUCGAUCCUGCCCGCACGUCCGUCUUCUUCAUGACGAUUUCUCCAAUUCACAUCAGCCCGCAGAAUUGGGGAAACCCGGGAGGGAUCAGAUGCGUGAAGGAGACGCUUCCUUAUCAGAACUACAGCCAACCCCUGGAUCUUUACCAUGAUAUGCGGUUGUAUGACCUAGUGAUCAAGGUUGCCAGCUCCAUGGAGAAGGUCCCGGUGUCAGUGAUCAAUAUCACAAAGAUGUCAGAUUACCGGAAGGACGCCCACGCGUCCGUGUACACCAUCCGGCAAGGGAAACUGCUGACGCCAAAGCAGAAGGCAGACCCAGAGAAAUUCGCGGACUGCAUCCAUUGGUGCCUUCCCGGCGUGCCGGACGUGUGGAACCAAAUACUCUACACGAGGAUUCUUUCAAAAUCACCAUGGCGUUCUAAUUUUAGUCCCCCUCCGUCCCAGUCCACACCUCUUCCUCCCCAAUGAUUGGAGAAUGUAGGAUUAUCCUUUUUGUUUUACUUUUUAGGUUAGAUUGAGUAUAGGUUAGCGGAGAAAGGAAAAUGGAUGUGCUGAUUACUGAUGGUAUGUAAGAAGGUUCAGCUGAAGUGUAAGUUAGUUGUGAGUCAGCCAAUUCAGGAAACAACAGCGAUCUAGUACAAGGUGCACCAUGGAUAUGAUACUAUACUAUACACCAAGUAUAUGCCACUGCGUUGCUAUGGAAUCAUUAUAUCUAUAUGUUCCUACGAC